Molecule: messenger RNA, 600 nt
Organism: Anopheles maculipalpis
Lineage: Eukaryota; Metazoa; Arthropoda; Insecta; Diptera; Culicidae
Product: CKLF-like MARVEL transmembrane domain-containing protein 4
Exons: 2
Coding region: 33-563 (176 amino acids)
Cellular component (GO): membrane
Source: RefSeq, a predicted model, not a curated record
GUUGGGUAUUAUUAGAACGGGAGCAGCAAAACAUGAGUGAAUUCACGCAAACCGCCACCGUGACGCAGCAGCAAACGGUCGUCCAGCCGUACAUACGGUACGACCCGGAGUACGUGCGGACCAUCCCGGGCAUCGUGAAGAUUGUGUGCAUCGUGCUCAAUCUCAUCGGGUUCAUCUGCAUCGAGUUCUCGUACUUCAGCUACAGGCCCCAAGGUUCCUUCUUCAACACGGUCGCGAUGCUUGGCUUUUGGUUUAGCGGCAUCAUGCUGGUGUUUUAUUUGUUUCACGUUUGUGAAAAGUUUCAUAAAAUCCCCUGGUUAAAAAUAGAACUGUACUUUUGUGCCGCCUGGGCGGCCAUGUACAUGAUAGCGUCCUCGGUGGCAGCCGCAACCAGCAUCGAAGCGUUUCAGGCAGCAGCGUUCUUCGGUUACUGCGCCAUGGUCGCGUACGGUGUGGAUGCGUUUUUGAAGUUCAAAUCUGUCCGUGCUGGAGAAAUCGCACAAGGAUCACGAACCGUCCAUGUACAGCAGCAGCAGCAGACGGUUUCGACGCUUACCGCAUAGGACAGGGGCGAAUAAUUAGCUGCAAAGUGUUUACAAA